AUUUGACCAUGUCUCAGUCAGUAAACAAACCACCACCUUCAGGACGACCUGAAGCACAAGCUUUCACGGCCAUCAAGUUUCAUGUUCAGCAGUCAAAUGGAAACUUUCUGAUUCAAGAGGCUGAUUGUCUGGUUACAUCAUUAAUUCGUGGCCUUAAAGAGGAUUUAUCAAGACAGCUAGGACCUCCUGACAGUCAGAACUGGUUCUAUCAAGGCAGACUGAUGUCAGACAACGAAAAACUCCGGGAUUAUGGGAUUAAUGGCGAAGAUGAGGCUGACAUAGAAGUAAAGCCAUUCUAA
Candidula unifasciata is the source of this 299-nucleotide messenger RNA. NCBI's taxonomy places the organism in Eukaryota, Metazoa, Mollusca, Gastropoda, Stylommatophora, Geomitridae. The record is from the annotation of a GenBank genome assembly.